Messenger RNA from Exophiala oligosperma, 2156 nucleotides. RefSeq lists its product as uncharacterized. Gene Ontology annotation, molecular function: 1,3-beta-glucanosyltransferase activity. The coding region runs from base 303 to 1946 and encodes 547 amino acids. The record is from RefSeq and is a predicted model, not a curated record. Gene Ontology annotation, biological process: fungal-type cell wall (1->3)-beta-D-glucan biosynthetic process. NCBI's taxonomy places the organism in Eukaryota, Fungi, Ascomycota, Eurotiomycetes, Chaetothyriales, Herpotrichiellaceae. Gene Ontology annotation, cellular component: cytoplasm; fungal-type cell wall. The transcript is spliced from 4 exons.
GCCCGUUAUGAUCUUCAACCCCGGGUCUUGCAAUCCCAUCCAUCCCUGAAUUUGUUUCGCUUCCUUUCUCUUCAAGCAACAAAAACAACACUUCACAGUUGUAGAAUCCAGUCGCAGGUUUCGUUUGCUGCCGACUGGUGCGUGGUUUUGUUUCUCGCACUCUUUCAGUCUUUUACCUUAUCGUCCUUCGUUCUUGCCUUUGUUCGGCAAGGGCGGAUCAUUUUCAACGCCUUUUUGUCCGCCAGGGUCACUAUCUCCCUUGUUCUCAACCUUCGUUUCGAUACCUCACCACAUUCGUCAGAAUGAAGGGCUUCACCGCAGCUGCUUUGGCAGGAGCUGCGCUUUUCCUUACGGCAAAAGCAGACGUCGAUCCUAUUGUGAUCAAGGGCUCCAAAUUCUUCUAUCAAACGAAUGGAACUCAGUUCUACAUCCGAGGCAUUGCCUAUCAACAGGAUUACCUUGGAAAUGGCACUACCGCUGGAUCAUCUGGUGGUAGCAACAGUUACGUUGACCCCCUCGCCGACUCUGCCGCUUGCAAGAGAGACAUUCCCUACCUCCAACAGCUGAGAACGAACACCGUCCGUGUCUAUGCGAUCGAUCCUACGAAGAACCAUGACGCCUGCAUGACCGCGCUGGCUGACGCUGGCAUCUAUGUCAUUGCCGAUCUGGCUGCUCCUGGCCAGUCCAUCAUUCGAGACAGCCCAUCGUGGAAUGACGACCUCUACGGCCGUUACACUUCGGUAGUGGAUGCAAUGGCAAACUACACAAACACCCUGGGUUUCUUUGCGGGCAACGAGGUCUCAAACAACAGCACCAACACCGAUGCAAGCGCUUUUGUCAAGGCUGCCGUCCGUGAUAUGAAGGCAUACAUAAAACAAAAGAACUACAGGCCUCUGGGUGUCGGCUAUGCGACGAACGACGAUGCAGACAUCCGCGAAAACUUGGCCAACUACUUCGACUGCGGCCAGUCUUCCCAGUCAAUUGACUUCUGGGGUUACAACAUCUACUCUUGGUGUGGUGAUUCUAGCUACACGGAAUCCGGCUACGAUGUGCGCACCAAGGAGUUCUCCACCUACAAUGUCCCUGUCUUCUUUGCCGAGUACGGUUGCAAUACGGUCCAGCCUCGCAAGUUCACCGAGGUUCAGGCCUUGUAUGGCGACCAAAUGUCUCCAGUCUGGUCUGGUGGAAUCGUCUAUAUGUAUUUCCAGGAAGCGAACAACUAUGGUCUCGUCAGUGUCGACGGAAACUCCGUCAGCACAUUGGACGACUUCAACUAUCUGUCCUCCCAACUGGCCUCGAUUGAUCCCACAGGAGUCAACUCCGCGAGCUACACCCCAACCAACACUGCCGCCGCGGCUUGCCCAACUGUUGGCAGCGACUGGCAGGCUUCGUCGAAUCUUCCUCCUACGCCAAACGAGCAGCUCUGUGACUGCAUGUUCAAGGCUCUUAGCUGUGUUCCAGACAAUGUCUCUAACGACGGUGUUGGUGAUUUGUUUGGCGUGGUAUGUGGUCUAGGUCAAGGAACUUGUGCUGGCAUCACGGCGAAUGGAACUGAGGGAGUGUACGGGGCUUAUGCCAUGUGUAACCCCUCUCAACAACUUGGAUUCGCACUAAACAACUACUACCAACAACAACUGUCUGCUGGUAGCGGCGCAUCGGCUUGUGACUUCUCGGGAUCUGCGAAGACGCAGUCCCCUGUCAACCCAACCGGCACUUGCAGUAAACUGAUCAGCCAGGCUGGUAGUGCAGGCACUGGCACCGUCACAUCGCAACCAAGCGGCACCGGCAGCUCUGGAUCUGGCUCCGGCUCCGGCAGCGGUGGCAGCUCAAAAAGCUCCAGUGCUGGUAUGCCUAGCUUUUCUACACCUGCCCAUGUUGGUCUCCUGCAAGCCGUGUCCUUCCUCGCUGUUGCAUUCGUGUCCGGUGCGGGCAUGAUCUUGUUGUAGGUGAGAUGGGGUUGUCACAAUAUCGAGUUGUUUCUUUAUUGAAUCAUGUUCAUGGGGGUCCCCGACUUCUCUCUGGGUGGGCUUGGGCACAAUGCACAAGUUGUCCAUUCAGGCAUGUAAUCUCGAGGCAUUGGAAGCCGGCUAGCGUUGCGAUUGAAUUGUUUAGAUUUGUAGCUGAAGAAAAUUGAAUCCCCUUUGAUAUACAUUGGA